AUGAAGAAGUCCUUGUUGAGUUGUUUGUGUUCCUUAUUUGGGUUGUUAGCCGCCGGAUUCAUAGAAGAUAAUAAUCCAAACGCAAAUAUAAGCAACUGGCUUGCUGCAAAUAGUAAUGAGUUAACGAGGAACCUGUUUUUUGAACUUCAAAAAUAUUAUCCAGGAAAAUCUCUCGCUGUAACAUCCGUGCCCAUUUUCAACAUUUUGGGGCAGCUUGCUUUAUAUUCCAAAGGAGAGACUUUUGAAACUAUCACAGAUAUAGUGGGAUUGAAGAAUAGUACUGAUGUGAAGAGGAGUUUCAAAAUAGGAAACGAAAGGACAUUUGACAGUGAUCUUCCACUCAAGUAUACAUCGAAAAUAUACGCUGAUGACGAAGACCAAUUUUGUCCGGCUUUCAAGAAAACCUAUUCGCAAUACUUUAAAGGGAAAACAGGAAAUGUAGACUUCGAUAGACCACAGAAAGCGGCCAAAGAAAUAAAUGAGUGGGUUGAAGAAGAAUUCGACGAAUAUGGAACCACAGAUUUAGUUGAUCCAAGCAUAUUCAAGGGUGGCGAUGGCUUCAUUGUAGUUGGCUCACUAGAUUUAGAGCUUGACUACAAUACUGGGUUCAAUCCAACGAAAGUGAAAACAAUUGAUUUCUAUUUGAACGCUAAGAAAAAGGUAAAGACACCUGCUUUGGUUGGAAAGGCAAUCGUAAAGUAUGCCAAAGUUCCGGAAUAUGAUGCACAGUUCAUCAGCAUAUCCCUCAAGGGAGGCGACUUGACACUAUUCAUAAUUCUCCCUGAUGAGAUCAAUGGAUUAUCUAAGCUCAUACAGAAGUUCAGAAGUUCGAAUGCCGAAGUUUUCACACAGAUCAGUCCAUUCCAAGAAUAUAAAUGCGUGGAGCUACAUCUGCCCCUUGGAGAGAUAUUAACUCAACUGGACAUUACGAAGGCUCUCAAAGCGAUACAAAACUUGGACAUAUUGUUUGAUAAAAAACGUGCCCAGCUCUGUGGUGUGACCAAGAACUGUGAGCCCGGUGUAAUCAAAAGUUUCUUGACCGAUACCUAUCUUGUUGAUAAAAUAAUUAAAGAAAAUAGUUUCGAUGAAGUGAAGAAACCCAAUAAGGCAGAAGAAGUUUGUUCAGACAAACUGAUAGCUGUUGAGAUUAAUCGUCCAUUCGCCUUUUCCAUAAUCAACAACGUCCUGGAUGCCACUCCGAAAGCAUUGCUUAUGGCUGGUGUUUACUAUGGCUGA
This is a messenger RNA of Bombyx mandarina (wild silkworm), 1236 nucleotides long. It is a transcript of the gene serpin-23, whose product is annotated as serine protease inhibitor 23. NCBI's taxonomy places the organism in Eukaryota, Metazoa, Arthropoda, Insecta, Lepidoptera, Bombycidae. Gene Ontology annotation, molecular function: serine-type endopeptidase inhibitor activity. The record is from RefSeq and is a predicted model, not a curated record.